AUGGCCAAAAUCGCAUCUAUAGUGUACUACCGUGUGAAACCGCGAUGGCUGAUGGUCAAGGUCGUCGACGAGAAUGGCCAGCACGGGUGGGGCGAGGCAACACUUGAAGGACACGAUCUUGCUGUUGAAGGUUGUCUGGAUGAGAUGAUACCUCGAAUCAUUGGUCAGGAAGCAAAUGACAUCGAGAAUGUCUGGCAGACAUUUUGGCGCCAUGGCUUUUACCGUGGGGGGCCGGUCUUCAUGUCAGCCAUGUCAGGAAUUGACAUUGCCUUGUGGGAUCUCAAAGGUCGCAAUCUUAAAGUCCCGAUUUACGAACUUCUAGGCGGUAAAGUGAGAAACAAAGUUCAAGUAUACUGUUGGAUCGGAGGAGAUCGCCCUUCAGACGUUGAAGCAGCAGCCAAAAAGCGUUUAGAACAAGGUCUAACGUGCGUUAAAAUGAACGCCACCGAAGAUCUUGGAUGGAUUGACUCCCCAUCCGCUCUCGAUAGUACUGUUGAGCGUCUGAAGCAAGUGAAAGCUCUUGGUCUCGACGUCGGUCUAGAUUUCCACGGACGCUGCCACAAAGCCAUGGCAAAGCAGCUUGCGAGAGCGCUAGAGCCCCAUAGACCUCUGUUCAUCGAGGAACCGAUUCUUUGUGAGCAUCCCGAGGCGAUCAAGAAGUUAUCAGACCAGACCGUUAUUCCUAUCGCAUUUGGAGAAAGGUUAUAUACCCGUUGGGAUGUGAAGCGAUUCCUUGAAGACUCAAGUGUGGAUAUUCUACAGCCCGACAUCGCUCACGCAGGAGGAAUAUCCGAAACUAAGCGCAUAGCCAACAUGGCGGAGGCAUAUGAUGUCGCCAUUGCACCACAUUGUCCCCUAGGACCAGUCGCGUUUGCAGCUUCGGUGCAGGUUGCUUUAUCGACGCCCAACUUUGCAAUCCUGGAAAUGAGUUUGGGAAUGCACUAUAACACCGAGGCAGGCGAUAUUGAUUUGCUUACCUACCUGAAGGACUCAAGUGUCUUUGACCUCGACAGUGGGCAUAUCAGAGCACCUACUGGUUAUGGACUUGGUAUUGACAUUGAUGAGGAAAUGGUGAUAAGAAUUGCAAAGGAGACGGAGCCAUGGCAGUGCAAGACAUUCCAUGGACCAGAUGGUGGGAUUCGUGAGUGGUAA
This is a messenger RNA of Fusarium poae, 1152 nucleotides long. RefSeq lists its product as uncharacterized. Gene Ontology annotation, biological process: D-galactonate catabolic process; amino acid catabolic process. The transcript has 4 exons. The record is from RefSeq and is a predicted model, not a curated record. The coding region runs from base 1 to 1152 and encodes 383 amino acids. Lineage: Eukaryota; Fungi; Ascomycota; Sordariomycetes; Hypocreales; Nectriaceae. Gene Ontology annotation, molecular function: galactonate dehydratase activity.